GUGAACUCUGCCAGGCACAUGGCACAUUGUAUGUCAUCUAUACGUGUCACAUGGAGUCACAUGCUCCAAAGGCAGAUACCUCAAAGAGUGCCAAGAAAUGCCAAGAGCUUUGUGCACGGCUUUGUGUCAGCAACAGGAGAAUCAGUGUGGCAGCUGAAGGAAUGUGGAAGCAAACGCAGGAGUCCAAAGGAAAGAACAUCAGAUUUACGCGUAUCCAUGCGAAGCCCCAGCGAGGGAGAAGGAAGAGGAGGCGGAGGAGGAGACCCCAGGGAGGCGGCGCCCGGCUCUGCGCCGCCCCCGCCACUACUGUUCGCAAGGGCCCCGCAGCCUCUCUCCUGUCCGCGCCGCCCCUCCCCCCCCAGAGGAUCGCAGGCGCCAGACACAGCCCGGCGGAUGCCAAGAGUCAGAGGCACAGCCCCUCACUGGGAAUAGAGCCCCUAAAGGGGUCAGGGAGAGGGAGCGGGCAGCGGGGACCCAGGCGGAGGUGCAGGUCCAACGCCCGGGAAAGCAAGGUGGCCGGGAGGGCGCCAAGGAGAAAGAGCCUCAGGCGCAGCACAGCACUGAGGAAGCCUCAGCCCGCAGAGUGGGGGCUCCGGUGCAACAGAAGGGUCCGGAGCUGGGCACGAGUUCUGUGUCCCACCAAGCUCGGUCAUUGCUGGGACCCCCCUCAGUCUCCAUGUAACACGUAGCCCAGAGGCAGAAUGAUGGAGGGUGGGGGUGUGUGGGGGCUCAACAAUGUCACCCAGAGUCUAGGGCAUUCUUUCGUCUUUUCUCUCCCUCAGAUGAACUCUACUCACAAGGUGGCUGCCUCGGGUGUGGCACAGCUGCGGCUCCUGCAGCACCUCUCCCCGCGGCUCAUCCACUCAGCGCAGAAAACCUUCUCCAGAGCCCCACCCUGAUGUUUGCUAACUGAACCGUAUCACCCCGCCGCAACUGACUGACCCGCGGUGCGCGAGGGACCGCUGCGACUGGCAGACCACCCCCGAACCAUCCCCUGGAGACAGGAAGGGGCCUCGUCCCAUAAGCACAUGGCCGUCUGGUUCCUGAAAAAGAUUUGCCUCCUUUCCACAAGAAAAAAUGUUUGUGGAUGCUGUGAGCAAGAGACAAUCAAGUCAGGUACAGAUUUGUGAACAUGUGGAAGAGCAGGAGGUUUACUUGUUUAAUGCAACUGUUACAGCUCUUACCACCCUGGCUCUCAGCCUCAGCCUCACAAUGAAAUUAUGUGGCAUAAAAAAAAUACCUAUGUCUGGAUGUCACCUCCAGGGAUUCUGAUUUAAUUGAUAUGGGGUGUAGGCUAGGCAUUUGGAUUUUUAAAAGCUGCCCCAAGUGACUCUUAAUGUGCCAUAAAAUUUGAUUUAUUACAUGGCAGGUUCUGUUUAAAAUGCUUUAGAAAGUGUUAAUCUGUUUAAUUCUCUUAACAGUCCUAUGAGAAAGGUACCAUAUUAAACUCCAUUUUAUAGAUGAGGAAAUUAUGGCACAGAAAGAUUAAAUUCCUUACCUAAGAACAAGCCAAGAUUCAGACUCUGGAUGUCUGGCUACAUACCAUGCUCUAAGACACUAUAUCACGUGGAAUAAAGAAGCAACAAUCCUGUAGAGAAGUAUUUGAAAUGCCUAUUAAAAAUCCAAGUAGAGAUCUUGAGCGGCCAUAGUUUAUGUGAAUCUGGAGUCCGGGAGAGAAAUUGCGACUACUGACGUAAAGCUGCUUAUCCUGGGUGUAGAGAUGGUCUAUAAAGCGCAGGCUUAAGUGAAAUCACUGAUAGGGAGAUGUCAAAGAGAAAAGGAGAGGCAAAUCUGUACGAAGAGAAAGUUGAUUGGUGUGGGAACCAGAAUUAGCUGUGAAGAGCAGGAGGGAUCUUACAGCACAACAGACAUGCUCUAAAACUAGAGUGUGGUGAUAGUUGCAAAACUUUGUAAUAUACUAAAAACAUUGAAUUGUACACUUAAACUGGAUGAAUUUAUGGUAUGUAAAUUAUACCUCAAUAAUGUUAGAAAGAGAACAGAGUUUGGUGGCAUGGCAACAUUUCCAGUGCAAACAGAAGGGGGGCUUGCAAAGGUGUGAUGAGGCCUUGGAGGGACGUGGAGGACAGGAACACAGCAGCUGGGCUUUGGGAGUCCUCCCGGGAGGAGGUGCCCUGGGGAAGAGGUGCCCCAGAGAGAAGGUGCCCCAGGGGGCAGUGCUCGGCUGUUUUGAAAUCCCUGAGUGUUUGCAGAAGAGUGGUGAGGACAGAAGCAGUAGCCACUGAAUUUGACCAGAGGAGGUCAUGCUGACUCUGAGGGCUGCAGAGCAGUCAGACAGCCUGGGAUGGGAGUGAGGGGUGAGGAUGAAGGAACAGCAGCCAGCCAGGCUCCUCAUGGCCUCUGGUACUCCAAGGCUUGUAGAUGUUCCCCCAGUUCUCUACUUUCAUUUCCCACCAUGUUCUUCCUGGGAGUGUGUCUUUGUCUGAAUUCUCCCUUUUAUAAGUCAUAUCUGUUAAGGCCCACCUUAAUGACCUCAUCUUGACAUCUGCAAGGACCCUAUUUCCAAAUAAGGUCACCUCACAGGUCCAGGGAUCAGGACUCCCAACACCUGCUGGGGAGACAUAAUCUGACCCACAUCCUGUCUCCUUCCCUUCCAGGGCACAGCUGUCACCGCUGUCUGCUGUCACUGCUCACACCGCCCCACAGGCUCUCUCCUUUGCCUUGGACUGCUUGAUUUUGGUUCUUCACUGACACGUUAGCACUUCUGUCACAGGGUGGUCGAUCAGGCAGUCAAUGUUUUACAAUUUCUUUACUUUCUAAAUACUAUUAGGACACUAAAAA
Molecule: messenger RNA, 2799 nt
Organism: Manis javanica (Malayan pangolin)
Lineage: Eukaryota; Metazoa; Chordata; Mammalia; Pholidota; Manidae
Source: RefSeq, a predicted model, not a curated record